Clarias gariepinus (North African catfish) is the source of this 2889-nucleotide messenger RNA. It is a transcript of the gene slc34a1a, whose product is annotated as solute carrier family 34 member 1a. Gene Ontology annotation, cellular component: vesicle; brush border; apical plasma membrane. Gene Ontology annotation, molecular function: sodium:phosphate symporter activity. The record is from RefSeq and is a predicted model, not a curated record. The transcript is spliced from 13 exons. Lineage: Eukaryota; Metazoa; Chordata; Actinopteri; Siluriformes; Clariidae. Bases 1 to 2136 code for a protein of 711 amino acids. Gene Ontology annotation, biological process: intracellular phosphate ion homeostasis; sodium-dependent phosphate transport.
AUGGUUGGAGCUUCUUUUAUAAGUCUGGGAAUCCCUUUACAUUUAGGGUCUUCAGCUGAAAACACUUCUCACCUGCUGAGGAGAGAAUUAACCCUCCGUCCUUUUAUUAAGGAAGCCAUGUCCAGCCGGCCAAUCAAAUUCAUAUCGAGUAAGACAGGGCAAGGAGGAAACUACCAUGGGAUGAACCUCCACACCCACAGAGUGUGUGACUGCAUGGUGUCUGACUCAGCUCUGUGUGAAGAGUCCGGCUUCGGCUCCACUGUGGAUCUUAUCAGCAGCUGUUCUCACACACAAUGCACCAGAAUUCACUGUCCUGCCUACAAACCAUGCCUCCCAAAAGACCCGGAGCCAAGCGAGGAUCCCAGGAAAGGGAGGGAAAGAAUGAAAUCAGUUUUCAAUGGUGUGCUGAAGAUCCUGCUCCUCUUUUUCCUUCUCUACUGCUUUGUUUGCUCCUUGGACACAUUGAGCUCUGCUUUUCAACUGGCCGGGGGUAAGGUGGCUGGAAAUAUCUUCCAGGACAAUGUAAUCCUGUCGAACCCGGUGGCUGGCUUGGUGGUUGGCAUUCUGGUCACAGUACUGGUGCAGAGCUCGAGCACUGCCACUUCCAUCAUCGUCAGCCUCGUCUCAUCUGGAUUGUUGGAAGUGAAGUCUGCUGUCCCUAUAAUAAUGGGCUCGAACAUUGGCACAUCCGUCACCAACACCAUUGUUGCUUUGAUGCAGGCUGGAGAGAGGAAUGAAUUUAAACGGGCAUUUGCUGGAGCUACAAUCCAUGAUUGCUUUAACUGGCUCUCGGUGCUGGUGUUGCUGCCUUUGGAGGUAGCCACAGGUUUGAUCAGCAUUUUGGCCCACGUCACUGUAUCCAGCUUCAACAUGCAGAGUGGCAAGGAAGCUCCAGAGCUACUCAAGGUCAUCACUGAUCCUGUUACAAAGCUUAUCAUACAGCUGGAUAAAUCUGUGAUCACUAGCAUCGCUAUGGGAAAUGAGAGCAUGAGGAACCAUAGCCUGGUCAAAGUGUGGUGCAGCAAAAUGCUAACAGUAAAUAUGACAGUGAGUGUUCCUCAGAAUUGUUCCUCAGUAUUGAACUGUGGGAAGAAUGGAGAUUUCGGUGUACCAGUUAAUGCAGAGAGAUGCUUCCACAUGUUUGCUAACACCAAAUUGUCUGAUCUGUCUGUGGGUCUGAUUCUGUUGGCUGGAUCUCUGCUGGUGCUCUGUUCAUGCCUCAUCUUUAUUGUCAAGGUCCUCAACUCGGUACUAAAGGGUCAAGUUGCCCGGGUCAUUCAAAUGGUCAUUAACACAGAUUUUCCAUACCCCUUCGGCUGGUUGACAGGAUACUUGGCCAUGAUUGUCGGGGCAGGAAUGACUUUCUUGGUGCAGAGUAGUUCAGUCUUCACCUCUGCCAUCACACCACUCAUCGGGCUUGGAGUGAUCAGUCUGGAGAGGGCAUACCCUUUGACUCUGGGCUCCAACAUUGGCACCACUACUACUGCAAUUCUUGCUGCACUGGCAAGCCCUGGAGACAAGCUGUUUGCUGCCUGCCAGAUUGCUCUGUGCCAUUUCUUCUUUAACGUGUUUGGAAUUCUUCUGUUGUACCCACUGCCCUUCAGCCGUGUGCCCAUACACAUGGCAAGGGCUUUGGGCGAGCGCACAGCUAAGUACCGGUGGUUCGCUGUGCUUUAUCUCCUGCUCUGCUUCCUGCUCCUUCCUGCCCUUGUCUUCGGUCUCUCUAUGGCCGGAUGGCAUGCCAUGGUAGGUGUGGGGGCUCCAUUUGCUGGAGUCGCCUCCUUCAUCAUCUUGGUGAACCUGCUGCAAUCACAUAGCCCCACCCACCUGCCCCGAUGGCUAAGGAACUGGGACUUCCUGCCACUAUGGAUGCACUCGCUUAAACCCCUGGACAAACUUAUUACCAAAUCCACAGCUCUUUGCUGCCAGUCCCCCAAGUCCAACGCAACCAGUCUUGACCCUGAAGCUGCAACCAUGCCCAGUACUGCUAACAUAAAACCAGAAUCCGUGGCAUCUCAGAGAAAGGCUGAACUAUCAUACGACAACCCUGCACUUUCGUUUCAGAAAGAGUCACCUCCACAGCCACGGGUGUUCAAGUUGAAGGGGCUAGAACGGUGCAACAGUACACCACUUUAAAAAGGAUAUUAAUAAGUAAUACCCUACAGCUACUGCGUCUUCCUCAGGCCCAAAGUGACACAGCUCAAUUUUUAACAAGACUAAUUUGUGCUGUUUGUGCAAUAAACUUAUCCUAUAUUGCAGUUUUCACAACUUCCUAAUUCAUCCAACUUUGCCACGUAUUAGUCUGUGUACACAAUUGGGUAAUUGUUCUGUAUGAAAAACAUAGGGAUCAGGGUUUCUACUCGUUGGGUUGUGAGUUCAAACCCUAAAAGUGCCAAGCUGCCACAUCAGGUUAAAAGUACCACUUUGAUGAGCAAAUGUAAAUUUAGUUUAAAAAGUGGCUUCAUAAAGUGGCUUUAUGGAAUCAGUCAUGUCAAUCAGACAAUGGCUGAACACUUUGACGCAGAGACAUUUAAAUCUACUUGUAUCUGUAGCCUCAGGCUUAAGAGGCAGAUGUUUUUACUAGAUACUGUAAAUUUUACCUGUAGGGGUUGCUGUGCUACCUAGUCUCAUAUAAGUGUGCUUAGCUUUAUAAAUUGCAAUUGAAUCGUGCUGCUGUAUAGAGAAUGGCAACGUUAAAGUAAUUGUUCAUCAAUAAGAUGGAUUUGUGCUGUUUAAAGAAGCAUAGACCCGGGCCAAUACGUGCCUAGUGUUUUAAACAUGCAUGAUUGAAAGGCCCAGAUAAUAGUCUUGCAUAACUGACAGUCCAAUUUUUGGGCCCUACAAAAAAAAAAAAAAAAAAUGUAUAAAAUGGCAACAAAUGCAACAAAA